Messenger RNA from Paramecium primaurelia, 440 nucleotides. Lineage: Eukaryota; Ciliophora; Oligohymenophorea; Peniculida; Parameciidae. The record is from the annotation of a GenBank genome assembly.
AUGGUAGGAUGUGAUCAAGAUCUAUCACCAAGAUUUAGACAUUUAUCUGUGUUUUUCACUGCUGGAAUGGCUGUUUUAACUAAUCUUGUUAAUGGAACUACUUGUAAAGCUUUGGUGAAUUAUUUAAACAUGAUAGAAAAUCCAGUGAUUAAAAAGAGAGUCUAUAAACGCUAUUUAACUGAUAUGAUUGUUAAUUAAGAAGAUGCAAUAAAAGAAUUAGAAGAGGAUGAACAUUUUGCUAUGGCUGAUUGGAAUCAAGUUAAAUCACUUGUAGGAUCACAAUAGUUUUUAUAGGAAGUAGUUCAAUUAGAAAAUGAAAUUAAAUAAAUUUAAGGUGGAAAUAUGUUUUGGGAAUAAUUAUUCAAUGGCUUUACAAGUUUUAGUAGUAUCAAGUACUUCUUUAAAAAGUACUUACAUUACAAGAACAUAUGGCUAUGAAU